AUGUCGUCCUCAGUCCAAUAUAACGAUGGCAAGGAGAGUCUUCUAAAGCGCGCAAUGUAUGCGUUACCACUCCUUCUCGGGACAUAUGGAGCAUCGCAAACCAUGGGCGUGCUAGUGGCACAAAUCGGACCAUCUCUCAUCAACUCUGUAAAGACCGGCCAGGUAACACUUGGAAACGGCGAGAUUGUUCCUUUAGUUAGGAAGUUCUUUGGUAUUGGCGGACUCGACAAAAUUCUUUCGAUUCUUGUCACGUUCUUCACUCCAACACUUGGAUCCUACGAUGCUUUGGGGAAAUUACAAACGACUGCUUUUCUGGGAGAUCUCGUACCGUUACAAGCUCUCUGGUAUGUUGAGAGUGUACGCCGAGGGAAUUAUAUGACGGCUGCGUAUUUGUUACCAACCGUUCUAGGAGUCGCAUACCAGGCCAAAGGUCUUGGAUACAUCGCUCCAAUAUGGUUCUUCCUCCAUUAUGUGCAAUCACCAGUGGGAAAUUAUCAUGCCGCGGAUCAGCGACUUACACAAGUGAAUGCAGUCAAGGCAAUUAUCCCAACCAUUGUACUGUCGUUCCUUGCGCCAUCUGUAGCCAUGCUGAACGCUCCCGGUCUCGCCAACCGACAAUGGAUUAAUGGGCUGUUCUGGCAACUAUUCCCUCUCUCUGGUGCCAUUUGUCAACGUCUUCUUAGUCUUCUCAUCAAAGAUACUACGGAAACCGACCGACUCUCUAACCCAGAAGCGGAUAUGAAGCAUCUCCGUCGGGUUUACUGGGCAGCUGGCAUUUUUGCUAUGGCCACCAACCUGUACGUUCGCAUUACUUCUCCAUUCCCACUCAAGGAUGUGUUCUUCAAAGAUAUCGCGAGCCCGUCGGCACCAGCCACUUUGAUCAGUGGAGCAGCACGAUUCUUAAGAUAUGAUCAGCUCAUGACUUUCGGGCCCGCUCUUGUGUGGGCAAUGAUGCACUUUUAUGACUUGAAGAAGUCUCAGAAGACAAAGACUGGAUGGGCGACUUUCGUUGGGGCUUUAGCUGGUACAACUAUCGUAGGAGGGCCUGGAGCUGCCAUGAUUGGAUUUUGGGCGUGGAGAGAAGAGGCCCUGGCUGCUACCGCGAGCCGAAAGAAGGUUGUGAAGAAGAAUUAA
Molecule: messenger RNA, 1134 nt
Organism: Glarea lozoyensis ATCC 20868
Lineage: Eukaryota; Fungi; Ascomycota; Leotiomycetes; Helotiales; Helotiaceae
Exons: 2
Coding region: 1-1134 (377 amino acids)
Source: RefSeq, a predicted model, not a curated record